Molecule: messenger RNA, 1514 nt
Organism: Stegostoma tigrinum
Lineage: Eukaryota; Metazoa; Chordata; Chondrichthyes; Orectolobiformes; Stegostomatidae
Product: coxsackievirus and adenovirus receptor homolog
Exons: 7
Coding region: 97-1224 (375 amino acids)
Biological process (GO): homotypic cell-cell adhesion
Cellular component (GO): intercalated disc; basolateral plasma membrane; bicellular tight junction
Molecular function (GO): cell adhesion molecule binding
Source: RefSeq, a predicted model, not a curated record
UGCUCCUUUCCCGACACCGGCUCGAGCUGCUCACCCCAAACCACCCCCCGACCGAGCGGAGUGCGGCGUUGUGGUACUGAGGCCAACAGAAGCGCGAUGGCCCGCGUGAACCACCCUUCACCUUCUGCCAGCCAUUUCGUCUGCCAACUCCCCAGUGCCCGCACCUUGGUCUACCUCAGCUGGACAAUUGCAGGUCUCGGCUGUGCGCUGAGGAUCACCUCGACGGGGCCCCAGACUCUCCACGUCGCAGAAGGUGAGAGCGCGGACAUCGGGUGCCAGUACCAGGUGGAGGCGACCGACCUCGGGGCGUUGGACGUCGAGUGGAGCAUCAUGAGCCCCGACACGACCAAAGUGGAUCAAGUUGUGAGUCUCUACGACCGGGGACAGCACGGGGAUAGAUACAGGGUGCUGACCUAUGCCCACGAGGAGGUGUUUGAGUAUCCCUCGCCCGUGUCCGGCCGCUUGUCCUUCCUGGAGGCCGAUCCGAGCCUUGGGAACGCCUCGGUGAGGCUCGUGUCACUGCGGAUCACCGACACCAACACAUUCCAGUGUAAAGUGAAGAAAGCUCCUGGCAUUGACAGCAGGAAGGUGACGGUCGGAGUUCACGUGCGGCCCCAGAAACCUGAAUGUUGGAUCGAUCGCUCUGGAGAGCAGGGCCAGGAUGUAAGACUGCACUGUGUCAGUCAUUUGGGCUCUCCACCUCUCACCUACUCCUGGGCUAGGAUCAGCAAACCACACGAGGGACUUCCACGGGGGUCCACCGCAGACCAUUCCUCUGGGAUCCUGCUGAUCCGAAACAGUACAUCUGAAUCCUAUGGGACUUAUCAAUGCACCGUCCGGAAUCUGGUGGGACAUGAGGAUUGCUUGAUAAUCCUAUCAGCGGGAUCAGAUAGCAGGGAUGUAGGGCCUAUCGUUGGAGCGGUCCUGGGGACGCUGUUAGCUCUUCUUCUGCUGCUCUUCCUCCUAUGGCUGCUCUGCUGCCGAAGGCAUCGCAAACACAACGAGACAGCGUACGAUAUCAGGGAGGAUGCACUCCCUCCCGUCAGCCGGGAACCCAGUAUCCGGUCCGUACGGAGUUAUAAGGCCCACCAGGCUCGGAAGGACAGGCGGCUGACCUUCUACAGGCAUCUCCAGGACGACAGUGCCCCCCAGGACCCUGCUGCGGACCCCGCUGUGAACGCCAAGCCCCUUCCCGCUCGCCCCAGGCCUGUCUACGUCGUCUGAUUCUCUUCCUGCAUGGGCUCACGGUGGAACUGCGUCCCCAGGGCGGAGCUGUGUCCCCACGGUGGAGCUGCAUCCCCAAUGGUUUAGCUGUGUCCUUACAGUGGAGCUGUGUCCCCACAGUGGAGCUGCCUCCCCACGGUGGAGGCUGACCCCCACGGUGGAGCUGACAACCUGAGUGGAUACAAGCUAUCUCAAUAGAGGAUGCUGGUCCCAGUGGAGUUCAGUCCCCAUGGAGGAGAAAGUGUGUGUGUGUGUGUGUGUGUGUGUGUGUGUGUGUGUGUGUGUGUGUG